AACGGGCUUGGGCCAAUGGUUAACUCCGGGAUCCUCGCGCUCGUCCGCUAUUGGCUGCCGCCUCGUUGGCUCGCCCCUUUCGUUCUCUUGAAGGGUGAGUGCCUCGGGCAGACGGAGCGAGUCCGGUUGGAGUGGCGGGGACGUGUUCGGAGUGCGCGAGGCACCGACGGCGGAGCGGUCAUGGCGGCCAGGCUGCUGAUGCUGAUGCUGGGCUCCUUGCUCUGCGCCAUCGGAGGGGCCUCAGCGGCAGCUGGCUUUAUAAAGUCACCUCUCUCCCAAAAGAAACUGACAGAGGAAAGUGUGGAACUGCACUGUGAGGCUGUCGGCAGCCCCAUCCCAGAAAUCCAGUGGUGGUUUGAAGGAGCCGGUCCCAAUGAUACUGCCACACAGCUAUGGGAUGGUGCCUGGCAGGACCGGGUCAAAAUCAGCGCAACCUACCAGCAGCUCUCCUCAAGCACUGUCUGCAUCACUAACCUCACGACUGAAGACUCCGGCACGUACGAAUGCCGGGCCAGCAACGACCCUGACCGCAACCACUUGUCGAAGAGCCCCAAAGUCAAAUGGAUCCGUUCCCAGGCGAAUGUCAUUGUCACUGAGCAGCCCAAAAUCUCCACCUCUCCUGAAGUAACUGCUGGAUCAGAUGUGGUUAUUUCAUGUAACCUAACAGAAGCACCCACAGCUAUCAAAGGCCAUUACUGGAUGAAAGGGGAGACAAAGCUUGACUCCAAUGACACUGCUCUGGACUUUACCUCAUACAUGAUCCCCAAAGUGGAUCAUCAGACCUCGGGAGAGUACCACUGCAUCUUUGAAACGGUGCCCAUCGCAAAAGGAACCGUGUACGUGAAAGUUCCACCCCACGUGGUGGCCCACAAGAAGACGGAACAUGGAGGCGAGGGGGAUGCUAUAAUGCUGGCUUGCAAAUGCAGUUCUUACCCGACUGUCACCCAGUGGACUUGGUACAAGGUGACGGAUGAGGGGUUUCAGCCCAUUGUCAACGGCACUGAGGACCGGUUCUACAUCACAUCCAACAAAACCAGGACAGAUCUUUGGAUCCUCUCCUUGAAUCUCGAGAAGGACCCUGGAAAUUACGUGUGCAACGCCACCAACCAAUUGGGUGACGGGAGCGCCGUGGUGGACCUGCGGGUGCGGAGCCGCCUGGCUGCUUUGUGGCCAUUCCUGGGAAUUGUGGCAGAGGUGCUGGUCCUUGUCACAAUUAUCUUCAUCUAUGAGAAGAGGAGAAAGCCCAAUGAGAUUCCUGACGAUGACGAUGGAGGCUCCGCACCCCUAAAAGGCAACACUGCAAAUAAUAAGGACAAGAAUGUGCGUCAGAGGAAUGCAAAUUAAGCACAUGGCAAGGUGACACGAGAGCUAAGCAGAUGGCUUAGAUGUUUCUUCUGACUCUCUUGUGCUGUAACACCAAUAUUCUAGAGCAGCCUUGCCAAGAUUGGUCAAAUUCCCUUUUUAAGAGAAACUUUUGUAGAGUAAAAGUGAUUUCCUUUUUUAAAAGGGAAAAAACAGUGAGAGAUGUUUUUACCCAUUACGUUUUAACCACACAUACAGUUUUUCUUCUAGUCCUCACUGUUGAAUCUUGAGAGUUGGGGGAAGGAAAUGUAAAGAGUGAGGAGAUUGUAUUGCACAAAAACGUUGCAGGUUAGUUUAAGAUCUAUCAUCCACCGCUCAAGAACGUGCUCCUUUUUUAGCAGCAGGCCAGAGGGGAAGCUAGUAGAUCUGUCCCGUUUAAUGUCGCAGUAGUGUGAAGCAGCGCGGAGUUUAAAGCGGCCCUCAGCUUUAGGAAGGACCCUGCUUCAGCACCGAGUGCGUUCGGCCAGUAGAAGACUUUGCAUCUCCUCCUCUUCCUUACUUGGUCUUCCUAGACCAGAAAGGCCUAGAUCUCACACACCGUCUUUUCCAAAUCACGGAGGGAAGAUGCCAAGAAACAAGUGGUGCUGCUGCUUGUGUGUGUGUGUGUGUGUGUGUGUGUGUUUCCUGUCUGGCUUCUUGAGCCCAGAAGACAACACCAGCUUUGCCUCCUUCUUCUUCUCUUGUCACUGGUUCCCUAGGCAGCAUUUCUCUCUCCAGCCACUUGGGCCUUUGGCGGCUUUCUGGAGACACUUCCUGUGCACUCACACACAAACAAUGAUGGUGCCAUAAUUGCCCAGAAAAGAAACACAAGGACAGUGGCUUCUUUUCUCCUGCCUCCCCACCCUCCCCUCCCCACCCCACCCCACUUACAUCAGAGUGUAAAGCCAGAGCUGAGGCAAGAGGCUGAGGCUAAUGUAAGUAGGGUUAAUCUUCCUGCCUAUCUGGUGGUGUCUCCUUUGAGUCUAUCAACACAUUAAAAGGCAAUUAAUUGCAGAGGUGGAAAGACGGGGGUGUAACACCCACGCAGCUACUCCGUCUCUUCCCAACAGCCGCUGGAGUCUGCCAAGGAAGGGAAUGUCCUUAUAGCCUGUUGGCCACCCUUGUUUUGGUUACUGUUGGAAUAGGUUGUUAUUUUAAAUAAGCCAGCUUUCUCUCAAUAAAGCAGACUCACUUGUUUCA
Molecule: messenger RNA, 2541 nt
Organism: Candoia aspera
Lineage: Eukaryota; Metazoa; Chordata; Lepidosauria; Squamata; Candoiidae
Gene: BSG
Product: basigin (Ok blood group)
Exons: 9
Coding region: 16-1344 (442 amino acids)
Biological process (GO): homophilic cell-cell adhesion; dendrite self-avoidance; axon guidance
Cellular component (GO): axon; plasma membrane
Molecular function (GO): cell-cell adhesion mediator activity
Source: RefSeq, a predicted model, not a curated record